AUAUGAUUUUGUAACUGUGUCUGUGAACAAUAGUGUCAUCAUCACGAAUGUUUUCCGUCCAAAUUAAUUAUUUUUCUCUUGAAGAAUGUAAAAAAUAACUGGGUGGAAUUAGUGUUUUAUUAGUGACAAAGUGAAUUUACAAGCCACAUCGUCAUGGCUGGGCAAAAUGGUGGCGGAUUCCAACUCCAGGGAAUAGGCCAGCAAUUAUUCAAUCAAGGACGUGAUGCAUUAUUCCAGUACGGUGCCCAAGCUUUAGGGAACAUCAUCAAUGAAGUGUUCCAAAAGAAGGAGGCGGACCAGAGGCGCGUCCUUCCUAACAUCGAGCAUUACAAAGUUAUCGGAGAGAGUAAGGCAUCUUUUGGGCCUGCCACUUACCAAGACUUCAAGGAAAUUAGAUCACGCUGCUUAAGUGAAGGAAGGCUGUUUGAAGACCCGGAGUUUCCUGCGAUCGACCGCAGCUUGUACUACAAGGAGAGGCUGGACCGCCCCAUUACUUGGUUGAGGCCUAGUGAGAUUUGUGAAGAUCCCCAGUUGUUUGUUGAAGGUUACAGCCGCUUUGAUGUGCAGCAGGGAGAGCUGGGCGACUGCUGGCUGCUGGCCGCCGUCGCCAACCUCACUAUGUACAAGAAAUUGUUCUUCCAAGUGGUUCCCGAUGACCAAAGCUUUGAUGAAGACUAUGCAGGAGUGUUUCACUUCCGAUUUUGGCAAUAUGGCCGCUGGGUGGAUGUUGUCAUUGAUGAUCGCCUACCAACAUACCAUGGCAAACUGGUCUUCCUCAGUUCCUCUGAAAAAAAUGAAUUCUGGAGUGCAUUAUUGGAGAAAGCAUAUGCUAAGCUGCAUGGCUCAUAUGAGGCACUCAAGGGAGGAUCAACAUGUGAAGCUAUGGAAGACUUCACUGGUGGUGUUACUGAAAUGUAUGAUAUUAAGGAACUACCUCAAAAUUUCUACACAAUCUUGAUGAAAGCUUAUGAGCGUAACUCACUUAUGGGAUGCAGCAUUGAGCCUGACCCCAAUGUUCUGGAGGCUGAAACACCUGUUGGUCUCAUUCGUGGUCAUGCAUAUUCUAUAACAAGGGUCAAGUAUGUAGACAUUGAGACCCCAGGUAGAGCUGGGAAGAUCCCCCUGCUGCGGCUAAGAAACCCCUGGGGUAAUGAGGCCGAGUGGAAUGGGCCAUGGAGUGACAAAUCACCAGAAUGGAGGUACAUACCUGAUUCUGAAAAAGAAGAACUUGGUCUCACAUUUGAUGAUGAUGGUGAAUUUUGGAUGUCAUUCAAAGAUUUUGUGAAUCAUUUUGAUAGAGUGGAGAUUUGUAACUUGAACCCUGAUUCUUUGGACCCAGAAGAAUGUCCAGAAGGUUGCACCAAGAAGUGGGAGAUGUCUGUGUAUGAAGGGGAGUGGGUGAGAGGAGUGUCAGCAGGGGGUUGCAGAAACUAUUUGGAUUCUUUCUGGAGAAACCCACAAUACACUCUCACAUUGACAGAUGUUGAUGAAGGUGAUGAUGAGAACAAGUGUACAGUGAUUGUGGCCCUCAUGCAGAAGAAUAGAAGAGCACAGAGACACCAGGGACUGGAGUGCUUGACCAUAGGAUUUGCAAUCUAUAAAGUUCAAGAUGGAGGGCCUGUUAACCAUCUUGACAUGAACUUUUUCAAAUACAACUCCUCUGUUGCCCGUUCUGAUGCAUUUAUAAACUUGAGAGAAGUCAGUGCUAGAUUUAAAUUAGAUCCUGGCCGUUAUGUUGUAGUUCCAUCAACAUUUGAGCCCAAUGAAGAGGGAGAGUUCCUUUUACGAGUGUUCUCCGAAAAAACUAAUAACAUGGCAGCAAAUGAUGAUGCACCAGGAGACUCUAAUGUGAUAGACUCCUUACCUAACCCUGGUGGUAAUUAUGGAGGCCCAGAUGGUCCAUAUGGGGGUGGAGGAGGGAACCUUUAUCCCACCAUUCCAAGUGCACCUGCACCAGACCCAUACCCAGGUGGGCCUGGCCCUUACCCUAGUGGACCAGGUCCAUACCCAAGUGGCCCUGGGCCAUAUCCCGGCCCUGGUCCCUACCCUAGUGGACCAGAUCCAUAUGGCGGAUCAGGACCAUACCCUGGUGGCCCAGGCUACCCUGCCGGCCCAGGACCGCAUGAUGGUGAUAGGAUGAAAGGUGAAGAGCCAACAGGGGCGGGAGAAACUAACAUACAACAGAUCUUGUGCUGUUUGGCGGGAGCUGUUUGCAUCCUGCUGUCAUGCUGCAAAGGAAAUGACGACAAUGAACAAAGGCGCAGUUAAUUUAAAGUAAAAAAAUAAAAUACAUUGUGUCACAAAGUUAUCUCAGUGCAAUUAGAAUACCAAACUACUGAGUGUCAGCUAAAAUGUAAGGAGGUGAUUGUAACCAUAGAUACAUGGCGUGGCCAGGGUAAGGCUAAUAGGCAGAGUAGAGACCGCCGCCGCCCCGCCCAUAAAAACUGCUAAUUAAAUGUUACGUCAGCGUGUCAUUAACUAAAUUAGAAUUCGUAUGUCCUCGAUGUGUAAUCUAUGUAAUUUAAUAAUAAUGUUGAAAAACUGCUAAGUAUCUCGAAAAUUCUCGAAUUGACUUAGUGUAAAAGUAUGUUAUGUACUACAUAUAUUCGAGUGAAUAUCCGACUUUUAAAUACUUUUUCUGGUUGGAAGAACUAAUAAGUACACGAAUAAAUUAAUAUGAAUCUCACAUGGAUUUCUGAGUCAAAUCCUUCAUUCAAUUUUACAUUAAGUCCUAUGCAUUUGUAUGAAGUAUAGAUAAAUAAUGGCCUUAAAUAUAAUUCAUAUACCUACACAUACCUACCUACCUUAAUAUUGAAUAAUUAUGAGUAACUAUAUUCAGUGAUUAAUUAUACAAUUGUAUUAGUUUAAGCUAGACCGGAAAGAAUAAAUAUUUGAUCUGUGAUGAACGCUUCCUGACUUGUACAUGUAGCCUACUGCAAUGAAUAGCUUUGAAGAAUGUUUUGCACAAACAAAGCCAUGACAUCACAACUAAUUACUCGUUAUCUAUCUGUCUGUAGUUGCAUCAGGUUUUAGCGCUAGUUCAAAAAAGGCUUUUGUCCUAAUAACAAUAUAGAAAUAUAGGUCCUGUAAUUUAAUAUCAGUAUAUACCUUACUUUCAUUUCGCUUCCAGCCAAUAUAUAAUGCCUAAAAGUUAGUUUAAGUAAUUUAUACAAAGACGACAAUGUUAUGUAUUUGCACAAUUAUAUUAUACAUAUUUUAAGAUACUGUUGAUGUUCUUAUCUUUGAUAAAAUGAAUAUAAAAUAUAUUUGCUUUUUA
Molecule: messenger RNA, 3277 nt
Organism: Plutella xylostella (diamondback moth)
Lineage: Eukaryota; Metazoa; Arthropoda; Insecta; Lepidoptera; Plutellidae
Product: calpain-A
Biological process (GO): proteolysis
Cellular component (GO): cytoplasm
Molecular function (GO): calcium-dependent cysteine-type endopeptidase activity
Source: RefSeq, a predicted model, not a curated record